ACUUAGAUCUGAAAUGUACCACGCAAGUCAUCACCCAUGAACUGGCACUGUCACACACCCCGAAAACAUCACACUGGGGAACAGGUGCACAAACAGCCUUUAAGAUUGCUGUGAUCAAACAUACGAAGAGGAAUGUAUAGAUGGGGCCUGUAUAGAUCAAGAUGGACCCCUGGAUAAGUGGCUCUACCCAGAAUUACACCACUGCCGUGACAGCAGCGCCAGAGCGUGGGGCGAGAGCAGGGCGGGCAGGCUGUCAUAUUCUCCUCGGUGCCGUGUGCCCGUGUCUGGAAACUGUUCAGUGCUGGUUGGGUUGUGGGCGGUUUCAAGGACGAGAGCCGGUUUACAGUACCGAGAAGUGUGCAAUUUCAUCAGCAAUGGCCCAACAAAGGCAUUUUCUACAGUUUCAUUGUUGAUGCUUGGUUUGAAGAGAGGUGAUGGAUGUCCGCAUGGUUCUGGGGGGUCCAGAUAACAUUCUCCUGGCCAAUAAUCCUGACGCAGGAAGUGGUUGUUUGAAGCAUCCCUGUGAGGACCAGGACAGAAGCUCCAGCCCAUCUGUCCUUCGUUCUGUGACCACCACAGGAAAGGAAGGUCUGCUGAACAGGAAGAGACCAUUUGUUGGAAGAUGCUGUCACUCAUGCACACCCCUGAGUCAGGAGAGGCUGUUCAACCCCAGCAUCCCUUCACUGGGGCUUCGUAAUGUGAUUUACAUCAAUGAAACACACACAAGACACAGAGGUUGGCUUGCACGGAGGCUGAGUUAUGUGCUGUUUGUCUUGGAGAGAGAUGUCCGGAAGGACAUGUUUGCUCGUAAUGUGGUGGAGAACGUGCUCAACAGCAGCAGGCUGGAAAGUGCUAUCGUGGAGGUAGCAUCCGAGGGUGUUAGCACAGAUGCAGAGUCUGGAGUGGAUUCCAAAGCUGUCAGUAAAGUUAGACGGAAGACCAGAGGAUUCCUGCAGGAAAUGGUUGCCAACAUCUCACCUGCCUUCAUCAGAAUAACAGGAUGGGUGUUGUUGAAAUUGUUUAAUGGAUUCUUCUGGAGUAUUCAGAUCCAUAAAGGUCAGCUGGAGAUGGUGAAGAAAGCAGCAUCUGAGAACAAUGUUCCCCUGGUCUUCCUUCCUGUUCACAAGUCCCACAUAGACUACCUGCUCAUCACCUUCAUCCUGUUUUGUCACAACAUCAAAGCCCCUCACAUCGCAGCUGGCAACAACCUUGACAUCCCUAUCUUAAGCACACUGAUACGGAAACUAGGAGGAUUUUUUAUCCGUCGUAAACUGGAUGAGACUUCAGACGGAAAGAAGGAUGUGUUAUACAGAUCACUGUUACAUGCAUACACAGAAGAAUUGUUGCGGCAGCAGCAGUUUCUGGAGGUGUAUUUAGAGGGCACGCGCUCUCGCAGUGGGAAGCCAUCUCCGGCACGUGCGGGCAUGCUCUCAAUUGUGGUUGACACACUCUGUGCCAACAGCAUCCCUGAUGUUCUGAUCGUGCCUGUAGGCAUCUCAUAUGACCGCAUCAUAGAAGGAAACUACAACAGCGAGCAGCUGGGCAAGCCUAAAAAGAAUGAGAGUCUGUGGGGAAUUGCCUGUGGCGUUUUCAGGAUGCUCCGGAAGAAUUAUGGCUGUGUGCGUGUGGAUUUCACGCAGCCCUUCUCACUAAAGGAGUACCUGGAUACACAGCGCAGUCACCAUCUCCAGGCCCCGCUCACGCUGGAGCAGAUCCUUCUCCCCACCAUUAUCGCUGCACAGCCGGAUCAGGCUGUUUUUAAUGGAGAAGAUGAGGAUCAUCUGAAUUCUAGAGACCUGUCAGAUGAGCCCUGGAGGAGGCAGGUCAUCGCUAACCUGGCCAAGCACGUUCUCUUCACUGCCAGCAAGUCAUCAGCAAUCAUGUCCACUCACAUCGUGGCCUGUCUCCUCCUGUACCGGCACAGACAGGGUGUACUGCUGUCUAAACUGGUGGAGGAUUUCUUCAAUAUGAAGGAAGAGAUCUUAUCACGGGACUUUGACCUGGGUUUUUCUGGGAAUUCGGAGGAUGUGGUCAUGCAUGCGCUUAGCCUUCUGGGAAACUGUGUGAACGUCACCAGCACCAACAGAAACACAGAGUUCAUCAUCGCUCCUAGGAACACUGUACCUGCCCUCUUUGAGCUCAAUUUCUACAGCAAUGGCCUUUUCCACGUCUUCAUUGCAGAUGCUAUUAUAGCUUGCAGCACACUGGCCCUGCUGAGAGAGCAAUCUGCAACUUCAGCGAGUGAACAGAAUUCUUCAUCUACGCUGCUCAGCCAAGAGAGACUGAUCCGCAGAGCUGCAGGCCUCUCCCACUUUCUGUCCAAUGAGGUGGCAGUAGCGAUGCCUUGUCAGACUUUGUACCAGGUCUUCCAUGAUGCUGUCAUCAGGUUAAUCGAAUAUGGUGUGCUCAUUGUAGCUGAGGAGGACCAGGAGGAGCUGAGUCCUUCUGAGGAGCCUUGGCCCAAGAAGUUUCCAGAGGCUCUUGCUUGGCGAAGUGAUGAAGAAGAUGAAGACAGUGACUUUGGAGAUGAACAAAGAGACCGUUACCUGAAGGUGAGCCCAUCAGCUGAGCCCCAGGAAUUUUAUACUUUUCUUCAGAGGAUUCUCACUCCAGUGCUGGAGGCCUACAGUGGUGCAGCUAUCUUUGUACACAGCCUGAUAUCGCCCAUGUCAGAGAGAGAGUACACGCACAAGCUUUUCAAGUAUCUGCUAACUCGCACAGAGAGAGGAGUGGCUGCAUAUGGAGAAAGUGCCACACACUACCUCGUAAAAAAUACAGUGAAAACAUUUAAAGAGCUGGGGGUGCUUAAUGAGAGGCGAGAGGGUGGUGUGUCCCGUCUGGAGCUGAGCAGCACUUUCUUACCUCAGGCCAACAGAAACAAACUCCUGCAGUACAUUCUGGGUUUUAGUCUGCUGUGACACAUUAGGACCAUCGACACAACUGCGUGGCUUUCCACAUCACUUAAGGGCUUUUUAUUGGCUAAUCAUAGGUGCUACUCUAAGGAAAACUUUACCUGGAAGUGCCUUCACUAAAUGCCUCAUACUAGACUUAAGUUAGUCUUCCUUCACUGAAAAUUCCCUCCACAAUGCACAAGUAGUUUUCCGCUCUUUCGUUUACUAAAUGUUUCCAUUUACACAAUACUAUGCCAGUGAAACCCCUUGGUUUUCAGCUAAAUUGGGUGUGUUUAUAGCUCUGAAUGUUUCUUUUUAACUUUCACUAUCACCAUAUUAUAUGUCAGAGCAUGUGAAGAAAUCGCCAUUACCUUACAGAGAACAGAAAGACAAAGCAUCUUUCGAUAACACAAGAAUACAUCAUAAUGCACUUAAAAGUGCAGCAAGCGUCCAAGUAGUUUAUGAAAGUAGCAUUUUUUAGCAGGCCUAGAGGAUCAUGAGCGGGAAACUUUACUGGAAACUGAGCUUGAGUGCUUCUGUUUGGCUGACCAUUACAAGAUAUGUCUGAAAUAUUUGGAGGAGGUUCUCUUGGAGCCAAAGCACUUUGAUUUCCUCCUCAGUUGCUGGUAUAUUUUAUUUUGGAGUUAAGCGCUGAGUCUUCUAUGCUCAGUGUGUGUGCAUGUGUGCAAUAUGUCUGUAGUAUGUGAAUUAAACCCUAUUUAUGCCAGAAAUUUGUCUCAAGGCACAAUAUAACCAGAAUGCAGAAUGCCUUCAUAACCACUAGAAUAUUGUUUGUUAUUGAAUAUAUCGAGAGCCUGUGAGCAAGCAAAAGUUGAAGAUACCCUGUAAUGUCCCAAAACUGCAGUUCACAUUACCUCAUCUUCAUUCCGUUUUUAUUAUCUGCUCUUUAGAAAGCCUUUUCUGCUGAUGUAUCAUUUCCAACUUCAUUUGUCAUGUGUUUUGUAUUAUCCCAACUUGUUUUGACAAGUCGUUGAAGAAAACUCAUUUGUGCGUCAGCCUCUAGACGUUGCUAUGCCAUUGACGUGUUUUUACUUUGCAAGAGUGUAGUUGGCAGGCGUGCACAGUUUGCGUAGGCUACUGAGAGAUUAAAAAGAUACAUGCUUCUCCCAGGAUCUUGGAAAAAUCUGAAAGGAUACACUUAUUUUGAGGCUGUGAGCUCCUGGGCUUGGGAAAUUGUGGAAUUCUUUGCUUAUCAAAUCAGUUACGAUCUGAUCUGUGUGGUUAUGAAAUCCUUAUCCAAUAAUCUUGAACUACAGGAAAAGUGAGGGAAAUUCAUUGGUCAAAAAGAGUCGUAGCCCUGGUAGAAUAUAUGAGCUUACUUAUGUCACGACUUACCCAAGAAGCUAAAAUUUUUAAAUUGUAUAUUAGAUUUGAAGUGACGCUGAAAGCGUUUUAGAGACUGAAUCAAUGCUGUGAAGGUUUGUUCAGAUACAUAAGGCAUAUUGUAACAGUUUGCACAAAAAUAGGUGUGUCAAUAUGGCUCACAGAUAUACAACUUUAAAUUGCAAUUAAACGUCUGUUUAGAAUGGAAUUUAUUAUUCAUCUUUACACAGCUGAAUUAAGGCUGCUUAAAAUGCUGUGUAAAGAUGUAAUGCAAAACGAAAGCCAGAUUAAAUUCUAACUGCUCAGUCCAUAGUAUAAAAGGGUACAGUUGUAAUUUUUGUGAAUAGGUCAUCUGAGUAUUCUAUGCGUGCUGUGCAUAGAACAUUCAUAUCAUGUAAUGAAGCAAUAGUAUGCUAUUCUGAAUAUAGUCAACGUUUUCGAGUUGAGGGAGGAAAAAUAAUAGUGCAAGUGUGUGAUUCCUAACUCAGAUCUACAUUGUGUGAAUGUGUUUGAGCACUGAAGAUUGUAUAUUUGAAAAUCACUUGAAUAUAAACAGCAAUAUGCAUUUCUCUCUCCCAGCAGACAGCAAUAAGGUUUUUUUUUUUUUUUGCCUGUACAUUAAUGCAGUCAUACGAUGUGAAGUGUGAUAAGCAAUCGAUCAAUAGAUCCCUUUUGUGCUAUGAACAAUAUAGAUUUUAGGUAUGGUUUUAAAUGAGUCGCAAAACAAAGAUUAAGAAAGUCAUUUUAUUCAUUUUAAUUAUGUAUGUUUUCCUCAACAACUUUUAAUUAGACAUGUAUACAGUUUAGUUGGGAUUCCACAGUUUUCUUAUGGGAUUUGGGAGUUUAAUAAAUCAUAUUCUGUGCACUUUUUAGAAAACUGUCAAUGUACAAACAAAAAGGCUUUAUGUUAUGUGUUUGUGUGUGUGUGUACACAUACACACCUAUACAUUUAUCAUUUUUUUUUCUGUUGUCUGAGUGAUGUCAUUUAGUGCAAGGUUUCCCAAACUGUGUUAUGCAAGAUGAUGAAAAGCUAAUAAUUAAUGAAAAUAUCAAAUAAAACAAUUAAUAAAUAGAAACCAAAAUCUUA
Carassius gibelio (silver crucian carp) is the source of this 5322-nucleotide messenger RNA. Its product is annotated as glycerol-3-phosphate acyltransferase 1, mitochondrial. The record is from RefSeq and is a predicted model, not a curated record. Bases 435 to 2918 code for a protein of 827 amino acids. Gene Ontology annotation, biological process: phospholipid biosynthetic process. The transcript is spliced from 22 exons. Gene Ontology annotation, cellular component: plasma membrane; mitochondrial membrane. Gene Ontology annotation, molecular function: glycerol-3-phosphate O-acyltransferase activity. Lineage: Eukaryota; Metazoa; Chordata; Actinopteri; Cypriniformes; Cyprinidae.